GGGUGAAGAAGGGGAGGGAGGAAGGUAAGUACCCUCUUAUGUGACAAUUGGGGAAGCAGAGGAUUUGCGGUUGGGGAUGAGAAAGGAAGGAGCAACUCGAAGGAUAUAAAGAGGGACACAUCCCACGACUUCAGGCACAACGCCAGUGAUCUCUGUCCCCACGACACGCCUUUCCCCAGCCCGAUCUGCUGCAGCAUCUAGUCCCCUGGUCUGGCAUCAUGAAAACUCUGGCAAUCCUACUGACCCUGUCCCUUGCGGCGUUGGCAUUGGCCGAUCCGUGGCGAUCCUUCAACUACGGCGGAGGAUAUGGCGGAGGAGGAUAUGGUGGCUACGGAGGCGGUUACGGGGGAGGAGGAGGAGGAGGCUACGGAUUCGGAGGCCUGGGGGGAUACGGUGGAUACGGCGGAUACGGUGGAUACGGUGGAUACGGGAACUAUGGCGGUUACGGUAGAUUCGGACGCGGCAGAAAUUACGGGUAGAACCUUCGCUUUCCCCUAAACAGUCCUCAGGAUCCUUCAUUAUUAAUGAGUAUCAUGUAUACACACACACACACACACACACACACACACACACA
Messenger RNA from Macrobrachium nipponense, 574 nucleotides. RefSeq names its product neuropeptide-like protein 31. Lineage: Eukaryota; Metazoa; Arthropoda; Malacostraca; Decapoda; Palaemonidae. The record is from RefSeq and is a predicted model, not a curated record. The transcript has 5 exons. The coding region runs from base 219 to 479 and encodes 86 amino acids.